Messenger RNA from Paramisgurnus dabryanus, 3434 nucleotides. RefSeq names its product ATPase sarcoplasmic/endoplasmic reticulum Ca2+ transporting 1 (gene atp2a1). Gene Ontology annotation, biological process: calcium ion transport. Gene Ontology annotation, cellular component: membrane. Gene Ontology annotation, molecular function: P-type calcium transporter activity; ATP binding; ATP hydrolysis activity. The record is from RefSeq and is a predicted model, not a curated record. Lineage: Eukaryota; Metazoa; Chordata; Actinopteri; Cypriniformes; Cobitidae.
UAAACUCUACGGUGAUGGGUGAAAGUUUGCACUUUCUGUCAGCCCUGCGCUCCAGAGAGAGAGAGAGAGCGGAGAGAGAGAGAGAGGCAGUGAGUGGGGAGAGAUAACCAAGGGACAAUUUGUUAAGUCCCUAUCCUACACUUUUAAAAAGUGUUGCCUCCCCUUUGAGAAGACAGAAUGGAGAACGCACACACUAAGGAUUCGGAAGAAUGCCUGGCCUACUUCAGCGUGAAUGAGACCACAGGCCUUUCUCCAGACCAGGUGAAGAGAAGCCAAGAAAAGUAUGGAUUCAACGAGCUCCCCGCCGAGGAGGGUAAGACCAUCUGGGAGUUGGUGGUUGAGCAGUUUGAAGAUCUCUUAGUCAGGAUCUUGCUUUUGGCUGCCUGCAUUUCUUUUGUUCUGGCCUUGUUUGAGGAAGGCGAGGAAACCGUCACUGCCUUUGUCGAGCCUUUUGUCAUCCUUCUAAUCCUUAUCGCCAAUGCUGUGGUCGGAGUGUGGCAGGAGCGCAAUGCAGAGAGUGCCAUCGAGGCUCUGAAGGAAUACGAGCCCGAGAUGGGAAAAGUGUACCGUGCUGACAGAAAGAGCGUACAGAUGAUCAAGGCCAGAGAGAUCGUUCCUGGAGACGUUGUGGAAGUGUCAGUUGGUGAUAAAGUCCCUGCUGAUAUCAGAAUCACUGCCAUCCGCUCUACAACCCUCCGUGUGGACCAGUCUAUCCUCACUGGUGAGUCUGUAAGUGUAAUCAAACACACAGAUGCUGUUCCUGACCUCAGGGCUGUCAACCAGGACAAGAAGAACAUGCUUUUCUCUGGCACUAACAUCGCCGCUGGCAAAGCCAUCGGAGUUGUGGUCGCCACCGGCGUCUCCACUGAAAUCGGUAAGAUCCGCGAUCAGAUGGCCGCCACCGAGCAGGAGAAGACCCCUCUGCAGCAGAAGCUUGAUGAGUUUGGUGAGCAGCUCUCUAAAGUUAUCUCCCUCAUCUGCGUGGCUGUCUGGCUCAUAAACAUCGGACACUUCAACGACCCCGUGCACGGAGGCUCCUGGAUCCGAGGUGCCGUCUACUACUUCAAGAUCGCCGUGGCCCUCGCUGUGGCCGCCAUCCCUGAGGGUCUGCCCGCUGUCAUCACUACCUGCCUGGCUCUGGGAACUCGCCGUAUGGCUAAGAAAAACGCCAUUGUCCGUUCUCUUCCCUCUGUAGAAACUCUGGGCUGCACCUCUGUCAUCUGCUCAGACAAGACUGGCACUCUCACCACCAACCAGAUGUGUGUCACUAAGAUGUUUGUCAUUGAGAAGGUGGAUGGUGAAUCUGUAUCACUUGACCAAUAUGACAUCUCUGGAUCCAAGUACACCCCAGAAGGAGAAGUGACUAAGGCUGGACGUCCUGUCAAGUGUGGCCAGAACGAUGGCCUUGUUGAACUGGGAACCAUUUGCGCCUUGUGCAAUGACUCCUCUUUGGACUACAACGAGUCUAAAGGCAUCUUUGAGAAGGUCGGUGAGGCCACAGAGACAGCUCUGUGCUGUCUGGUCGAAAAGAUGAACGUGUUCAACACUGAUGUCCGUGGCCUGUCCAAGGUGGAGAGAGCCAACGCAUGCUGCUCCGUAAUUAAACAGCUGAUGAAGAAGGAAUUUACUCUGGAGUUCUCCCGUGACAGAAAGUCUAUGUCCGUCUACUGCUCACCCGCAAAGGCCUCCAAGGCCCCUGUUGGAAACAAGAUGUUUGUCAAGGGUGCUCCUGAGGGUGUGAUUGACAGGUGUGCCUAUGUGCGUGUCGGAACCAACCGUGUGCCCCUGACUGGCCCAGUUAAGGAUAAAAUCCUGUCUGUGAUCAAAGAAUGGGGUACCGGCCGUGAUACCCUGCGCUGUCUGGCCCUGGCAACCCGUGACAACCCUCUGAGACCAGAGGAGAUGAACCUGGAAGACUCCACCAAGUUUGGUGACUACGAGACUGAUCUCACCUUUGUGGGUUGUGUUGGUAUGCUGGAUCCCCCUCGUAAAGAGGUCAUGGGCUCUAUUGAGCUUUGCAAGGCUGCCGGUAUCCGUGUGAUCAUGAUCACUGGUGAUAACAAGGGCACUGCUGUGGCUAUCUGCCGUCGUAUUGGCAUCUUCACUGAGGAUGAGGACGUUACUGGCCGUGCCUUUACAGGCCGUGAGUUUGAUGACCUGCCACUGCCCCAACAGAGAGAGGCUGUGCGUAAAGCCUGUUGUUAUGCCCGUGUUGAGCCCUCACACAAGAGCAAAAUCGUCGAGUUCCUUCAGGGAUUUGAUGAGAUCACUGCCAUGACUGGUGAUGGUGUGAAUGAUGCUCCCGCUCUGAAGAAAGCAGAGAUUGGUAUUGCUAUGGGCUCUGGCACUGCUGUUGCCAAGUCAGCCUCUGAGAUGGUCUUGGCUGAUGAUAACUUCUCCAGCAUUGUGGCUGCUGUUGAAGAGGGCAGAGCCAUUUACAACAACAUGAAGCAAUUCAUCCGCUACCUCAUCUCCUCCAACGUCGGAGAGGUCGUGUGUAUCUUCCUGACUGCUGCUCUUGGCCUUCCCGAGGCUCUGAUCCCAGUUCAGCUCCUGUGGGUUAACUUGGUUACUGAUGGUCUUCCUGCCACCGCUUUGGGCUUCAACCCACCUGAUCUGGACAUCAUGGGCAAGGCUCCCCGCUCUCCUAAAGAGCCCCUCAUCUCUGGAUGGCUCUUCUUCAGAUACCUGGCUAUUGGAGGUUAUGUUGGUGCUGCAACGGUCGGUGCUGCUGCCUGGUGGUUCAUAUACUCCGAGGACGGACCCAUGGUCUCCUUCUACCAGCUGUCCCACUUCAUGCAAUGCACAGAAGACAAUGAAGACUUUGCCGGCAUUGAGUGUGAAGUAUUUGAAGCCGCCCCACCCAUGACCAUGGCUCUGUCUGUGCUGGUCACCAUCGAGAUGUGCAACGCCCUUAACAGCUUGUCGGAGAAUCAGUCUCUGCUGCGUAUGCCUCCAUGGAGCAACUUGUGGCUGGUCGGAGCCAUGACUCUCUCCAUGUCUCUGCACUUCAUGAUCAUCUACGUGGACCCUCUGCCCAUGAUCUUCAAACUAACCCAUCUCAGCCUGGAACAGUGGAUUGUGGUAAUGAAGCUUUCCCUUCCAGUCAUCCUUAUCGACGAGGUGCUCAAGUUUGUCGCUCGCAACUACCUGGAGCAGAGAGACGAAAAUCUGGUGUCCAAAAAGUGGAACUGAGAAACAGAAGAGAAUGAGGAACAUCUGAUCACUCCUAAUUGAAAAAGAAAUCUUGCCAGGAGUGGAUCACUGUGAAUCAGUGAAAUCACGCAUAAAAACGUACAACCUUACAGAACAAAGGAAAAAAAUAUUUAAGUGUUAUGUAUAUGUAUUAAGACUUAAUUUAAUAAAUAUUGUUAUGGACAGUAUAUUCUACUGAUAAUGCUAUUCUUAAAAUAAAGAUGUGUAUUUAAAAUAAA